Molecule: messenger RNA, 1380 nt
Organism: Effrenium voratum
Lineage: Eukaryota; Dinophyceae; Suessiales; Symbiodiniaceae
Source: the annotation of a GenBank genome assembly
AUGACUGUGCUGCUGUACUUCGGUGCCAAGAUGCUUACAAAGGACAAGCUGGGCCGCGCGGCGGUGCUUCUGGCCGCGGCGGGGCUCAGCCCCAAGGCGGUCGAGGUGCUUGUAUCAGAGCAGCUGGAGGCUUUGCCCGAGCUGGGCAUCGAGCUGCCAGAGGGGGACGUAGAGGAGGUGAAGCAAGAACCGGCGCAGGCUGACCGCCCAGCCAAGGAGCGCGGCAGGGCUGGAAAGCUUCAGCCCAGCCAGGCCACGGCCAGUAGUCCGAACCUCCGCUCGAGCGUUGGCGGAGGCACUUCAAGGAGCCGCUCCUCUCGGAAGAGUGGUGUCCAGUCCAUGCCGAAGCUCCGAGCGGGCAACAUGGAUUUCAUGGCAGAAGAGCCCGACGAGGGUGAGGGUGAGCCUUCCGUGACGUCCAAGGAUGAGUCCAGCAUGGCUGGAUCUAAGGCAUGGCCGGGCUCACGUCAAAGCUCCAUAUCAGAGGCACGACGCAGGCCCCCAGAGGCUGACUCUCGGAGAACAUCACUGCGAUCAGUGCGCAAGGCCUCAGUGACCUCCGCAGACGCCUCCAAUGAGGCCUCCUCUGUCUCGGAGAGCAUGAUGUCCAAGGACUAUCCCAAAGCGGAGGUCUUGCCGCUUCUGGGCCAAGAGCUUUGGGUGCUCGCAGCACAGAAGCGGCGAGACAAGAUGUCACAGCCAGCGAUAGGACCUGGCAAGGAUCGGCUACAGGACACCGGCGAGAAGGGGAAGACACCCCUCCACAUUGCUGUGAUGGCGGGGCAGUCCAUAGGCCACUUCCGGGUCUUGAGCAAGCUAGUGGAGCUCAGAGCAAACACCAACGCCCGGGACCGCCACAACGUGACGCCUUUGAUGCAGGCGGCUGCGGAGACUUACACCGAGGCAGUGGAGCGUAUGCUUCAAGAGCCAAGCACAAAGGUUGGGGAGCAGGAUCACAAUGGCCGAACUGCGGCGGAUUUGGCCAAGUCCACGGCUCUGCGGAUGGUGCUGGAAAGGGCGAUGGUGCAAGAGAGGACUGGCCUACAGCGGAAGAGUAUUGGUUUCUCUGAGCGCCCACAGAUCCGGGCGGAGGACGGCGAGAAUGACGCCGUCUUUCGAGUCAGGAUGGAGAAGCUCCCAACAAGAAUGGCCCUUGAGGUGUUGGAGAACAAGAUCCAGAUACUCCUCAAGAAAGUUGUGGUGAAGCCUGUCCACAUGGAGGUGGUCAUGGAUCCCAUCAUGGGCCGACCCCGCGGGCACUGCUACUUGGACUUCCUGGACUCCAGGUCUUCCGACAAGGCCAUGGAGCUGGAUGGCUCGGAGCUGGCUGGGCAGCGCAUCCGCGUGUUCCGAGACGUGGCCCUGGGGAUGGUGCGCUGA